UUCUGAAGGAAUCCCUAGAGCUAGGGUUUUGCAUCCCAAUUCUUUUGCGAGAGUAGGGUUUCCCUCCCUUUUGGGUAACCCCAAAAUUCAAAAACCCUCCGCUUCAAAAGAGAUCCUACUCUCCCUUUCAGAUUUCUUCCAUUUCUCCCGAUAUCUCUCCCAAAAUCUCGAUUCUCUCACCUCAAUCGAUCUCCAUUUUCUGGAAUUUGUGAAUUCUUUCUAGGGUUUCUAUCUUUUCUGCUUCUUUCCUGGAGAGAGGAGAGAAGAUGAGCACCACAUUGCAGAGGACCGCCAAAUCCGGUAGACAGUCACUGUUCUUCCGUGAUCUCGCAUCCCCGAUCUCCACCCACAGAGGGAAGUUCACCAGCCCCGGCCAGGCCGCGGCGGUCUCCGCUCUCUGGCGGGAGAAUUUCAACGGCUCGGAUCCCCCGCCGCCUCCCGUCUUCACCUUAGAAGACCGCGCCGAUUUCUCACCUGAGUCCGGCAUCGGCGACUACCCCGCGUCGCCGGAUUUCAAGUCGGAGGCGAGGACGCCGGCCCGGGAUUCACUCUCCCCUUUGAAAAGCAGAGGCGAGCCGAGCACUUCUUAUGCUGCGGUGGCAGUGACACCGCCAGGGGGCGCGCAGACUCAGCAGAGUCCCGUGGGCUUGAAUUGGUGGUCCCCCGCUAGGAGCGGUGGGGACCACGAUGAGAAGGGGAAGGGGUCACCUGUGGAUGGAGUGGUGCAGCCAGGUGCUUUAAUUACGCUUCCGCCACCAAGGGAGGUGGCGAGGCCGGACUUGCAGAGGAGCAACUUGCCUGUUGGGAGCAGUGUUGCUGAGGAGGAGUGGGUCACAGUUUAUGGAUUUUCACCAGGAGAUACCAACUUGGUAUUGCGUGAAUUCGAGAAGUGCGGCGUAAUAUUAAAGCAUGUCCCAGGUCCGAGAGAUGCAAAUUGGAUGCACAUUCUUUAUCAGAACCGAUUUGAUGCCCAGAAAGCUCUCAGCAAGAAUGGGAUGCAAAUAAAUGGGGUUCUUAUUAUUGGUGUGAAGCCUUUGGAUCCGAUUGAGCGACAGUACCUGAAUGAAAAGCUCAACAAUCAAGGCUUCAUGGUGCUGCCCCCUCAGCCGCCUGGGGGCGGCUUGGCACCCAGCGUGUUGAAAGCCUCUCCACGGCCCUAUUAUCUUCAGAAUGGUGACACAAACCGGCGCUUGGGUGGGGCUAUUGCCUCACCUGCAAAAUCUGCAGUUUCGAGAAUCAUGGAUUUGAUGUUUGGAAUUUGAACGAGUGAAAUCUCCCAUGGGUGCUGCGACUUAUGGAUCAAUCCAUCCAAUCUCUUCAUAAUUGUAUUGUUUUUGUUUUUUUUUCUUGUGCUGUUGGCACUCGUUUUGUAAUAGCGGUGAAUGCAUCCUCAUCCCAACUGGAAUGUGUGCUUCAAGAGGUUUCGUAACUAAUAAUCAAAAAAUUUUGUAAUUCACAAA
This is a messenger RNA of Magnolia sinica, 1460 nucleotides long. Its product is annotated as nuclear pore complex protein NUP35. Bases 267 to 1262 code for a protein of 331 amino acids. The record is from RefSeq and is a predicted model, not a curated record. Gene Ontology annotation, cellular component: nuclear pore nuclear basket; nuclear membrane; nuclear pore central transport channel. Gene Ontology annotation, biological process: NLS-bearing protein import into nucleus; regulation of DNA-templated transcription; nuclear pore organization. Gene Ontology annotation, molecular function: single-stranded DNA binding; structural constituent of nuclear pore; phospholipid binding. The transcript is spliced from 3 exons. NCBI's taxonomy places the organism in Eukaryota, Viridiplantae, Streptophyta, Magnoliopsida, Magnoliales, Magnoliaceae.